CAACAACAAAACCAACAACAACAACAACAACUCCAACUUAUUAUCAGGCUCAAAGCUUCUGAUAUGCCCACUGCUUUACAAAACAAAGCUUUCAAAUGUGCAAAAGAUCAUCUGCAUUCCAUCAAUUCUCCACUUCCAAAUAACAAUGGAGGUAGUAUCAAGAUUGACAGCAAACGCCUUGCCCUUGCCCUCAAAAAGGAAUUCGACACAUCAUAUGGACCGGCUUGGCACUGCAUCGUGGGAACCAGCUUCGGCUCGUAUGUCACGCAUUCGUUAGGAGGUUUCUUGUAUUUUUCCAUUAACAAAGUCUACGUUCUCCUUUUCAAGACCGUCGUUGAGCCCAUGGAUCGCUAACCACGACCUAAAGGUUCAGAUUUUGUUCCGAGUUCCAUCAUUUGUUUCAUGUUUCCAUAGAUAACGAGUCUGUAGCUUUUGAUGUUCUUUUGGUCGAAAAAAGAAAUGGAAGUCGUACUUUUGGAAAUUUGAAGCUUAAUCGUGUUGUACCUUAA
Messenger RNA from Cynara cardunculus var. scolymus (artichoke), 509 nucleotides. Its product is annotated as dynein light chain, cytoplasmic-like. Gene Ontology annotation, cellular component: dynein complex. The record is from RefSeq and is a predicted model, not a curated record. Gene Ontology annotation, biological process: microtubule-based process. Gene Ontology annotation, molecular function: dynein light intermediate chain binding; dynein intermediate chain binding. NCBI's taxonomy places the organism in Eukaryota, Viridiplantae, Streptophyta, Magnoliopsida, Asterales, Asteraceae. The annotation marks the transcript as partial. The transcript has 2 exons.